CACAAAUUAUCAACAUCAGUUGUUUUUUACUUAUUAGCAAGUAGUAGUAGAAAUAAGUUAGUUUGCUUUUUUUAUAAGCAAAAUCAGAGCUCAACUCUCACACAAUGCAAAUAUUUCAAUUCAAGAUACAGUAAGUUACAGCAACACAUCUAACAAAAAAAAUGUCUCAUUUGUCUCCAAAUAAUUCCAUUUUACUGACCAGGUACAUGGAAAUCUGCCAGGCGCAUGAGGUGCCGCCUAGCUCAGCUGUUGUAUCAUGGUUGAAGAAGGCAAUGGUUCAAAAGGUCACAUGCCAAAAAUGUACGAUAGUGAUUUUACUAGACCAGCUUACAAAUGCUGACUUAUUUCCCCUCACCGAUCUUUUCCACUCAUAUGAUUCAAAUAUUAUCGACGCUGUUGACCUACUGCAUGAAUCAAGUGGUGACUUAAGUGAAUAUCCUGUGUUGUCCUUGAUGCAUGCCAUCAACACCAGGCUUCACGUAGUUGAUAUCCGGGAUAUGCCAUUAAAGGAUGUCUUGAGGGAUCUUUUUGAGACCGGUCUGGACUGCCGAGUUUUGAACAUAAGGUCCACUGAGAUUCAAAAGCUCAAUAUGGCGGGGAGAUUUAUGCAUAUGCACACCCUUAAUCUGGACUUUUGCACUUCACUUAGUAGCAUGGAGAAGGAUUGCUUUAGUUACAUGCCUAAUUUAAUCCGUCUAUCAAUGUGUGCCACACGAGUAUCCAAUCUUUGGACAACUGCUGCUGCUUUGUCAAAACUUCCUUCAUUGCUAGAACUACGCUUUCAAAACUGUUUGUGUUGCAAGGACACUGCCCCAUGCCAUUUGAAAGAGAUCUCUGAUGAAAAUACCUCCAAAGCUUCAAGUGAUACUUUUAUUGAGGGUUCGUUUGGUAAAUUGUACAUUGAUGAACAAGAAAGUGGUUUUGUUCAUGCUUCUACUGCUUCACAGAAGUACAACUCGCAUCAUCCUUCUCCGAUAUGUUUUCAAAAGCAUUAUAGGGAAUACAUGAUUGCGUCAGUUCCUAGGUUAGGAGUCCUGGAUAAUUGCCGCAUAGGAAAAUUUGAUAGAGAAAGAGCCAAGACUGUCUUCUCAACAUACUAUGAGUUAUUACCAAAUAAACGACAGCACAAAGAGAGCAUCCUUAGUGUAUUGCAUAUGCGUGAAACAGGAACGAGUAGUAUACUCAACCCAAAGUCUUUGAGGUCAAAGGUUCCAUCACUACAUCAGAAAAGUCAAAGUUUCUAUUCAAGGUCUCUCUGUGCUGCUAAACUUGGUUCAUCUGCAUGGCCUGUUUUACACCCAAUAUCAAAUAUUAGCCAAAUACCAAACGAAGGAGGGAAUGUCCUUAGACCAAGACAGUUUGAGUAUCACCAAACUGACCCCAGCCUAAUGGCUUUUGGCACUCUAGAAGGAGAGGUAGUGGUCAUCAAUCACGAGACUGGCAAUCUUGUUAAUUAUGUGCCAUCUUUUGAUACACAUAAGAGUGUUUUGGGACUCUGUUGGCUUAAGAGAUACCCAUCCAAGCUAGUAGUUGGUUAUGACAACGGAUCCCUGAGAUUGUAUGACGUCAAUGACAAACUUCUAGACGUUUCAGAUAAUUAUUGCAGUUCUACUGGUGUUGCUUUUGAUGACUUUCAGCACUUGACUUCGGUUCAUGUCAACGCAACAGACGAUCAAAUUCUGACAAGUGGUUACUCAAAGAAAGUUGCUGUCUAUGAUAUCUCCACGGGCAAACGUUUGCAUUUGUUCACUGAUAUGCAUCGUGAACCCAUCAAUGUGGCUAAAUUUUCUCAUCAUUCUCCCUCUCUUUUUGUUACUUCAUCAUUUGAUCAUGAUGUCAAAAUGUGGGACUUGAGAGCAAAACCACUAAAUCCAUGCUACACAACUUCAAGUUCAAGCGGAAAUGUGAUGGUUUGCUUCUCUCCUGAUGAUCUUUAUUUGCUUGUAUCAGCCGUGGACAAUGAGGUGAAACAGCUUAUGGCUGUAGAUGGGAGGCUUCAUACAGAUUUUGAUAUAGCUCCCACUGGAAAUACUCAAAAUUACACUCGCUCAUAUUAUAUGAAUGGGAGAGACUAUAUAAUUAGCGGGAGUUGUGACGAACCUGUUGUUCGUGUUUGUUGUGCUCAAACUGGAAGACGACUCAGGGAUGUAUACUUGGAGGGUCAAAAUGCGAGGAGCCUGAUGUUUGUGCAGUCUCUAAGAGGAGAUCCAUUUAGACAUUUUCACAUGGCCAUCUUAGCGGCAUAUGUGCGCCCUAGCUCUAAGUGGGAGAUCAUAAAGGUUAAUUUGCUUUCUUCGGAUCAAAGUUCUUCUGAGUAUCAAAAAGGCCAACAUCUCUGCCCUUCCUAUAGGCUUGGAACUUAGAUUUGACCCGUUUUGUGGUAAAGCCUUCUUCCUGUUUAAAAUGACCACACCAGAUGCAACAAAAUGCAACACACGUUACAUUAAUUGCAAGAGUGGCCUAAUCAAGUUGGGUUUGGUAUUUUAUUAUAAUAUCCGAUAUAUAUGUAGUAUGUAAGUAUCAGAAAUUUUAUAAGGUUGUACAAAUCAGCGUUGAGUAAAUAUGUAUGAGUAACUCCAGUUUUCUACGGGUUAUGGUAAAUGUUGUACCGGAAAGUGGAAACCCCUUGUGACGUGUAUUUUGUGUGUAUUAUAUCAUGAUUGAAUGUCAAGAGUCUUAA
Messenger RNA from Erigeron canadensis, 2680 nucleotides. RefSeq lists its product as uncharacterized. Gene Ontology annotation, biological process: cellular response to UV-B. The transcript has 10 exons. The coding region runs from base 162 to 2363 and encodes 733 amino acids. The record is from RefSeq and is a predicted model, not a curated record. Gene Ontology annotation, cellular component: Cul4-RING E3 ubiquitin ligase complex. Gene Ontology annotation, molecular function: protein binding. Lineage: Eukaryota; Viridiplantae; Streptophyta; Magnoliopsida; Asterales; Asteraceae.